Fonsecaea multimorphosa CBS 102226 is the source of this 894-nucleotide messenger RNA. RefSeq lists its product as uncharacterized. Lineage: Eukaryota; Fungi; Ascomycota; Eurotiomycetes; Chaetothyriales; Herpotrichiellaceae. The transcript has 2 exons. Gene Ontology annotation, molecular function: oxidoreductase activity, acting on NAD(P)H, oxygen as acceptor. The coding region runs from base 1 to 894 and encodes 297 amino acids. The record is from RefSeq and is a predicted model, not a curated record. Gene Ontology annotation, cellular component: intracellular anatomical structure.
AUGGGCUCCAUCCCAGAAGCACCCAAUACGAAUGGCGCCGAGACCAACAACAGCGCUUUGAGCUGGAAGGCGUCCAGCCCUUUCUCGACCAACAACACACGGUGGCCGCGCCCAGUCGUCCCCGACAGUGUGUUCAAGAUGUUUGACAUGACGGGCAAGGUCGCCAUCAUCACGGGUGGGUCGGGAGGCAUAGGCUACGAAGUUGCGCGGGCCCUGGCCGAGGCUGGCUGCGCCGUUGCAAUCUUCUAUCACGCCGCCAAAAACGCCUCGGCCCUGGCGGCCACGAUCGCCGCCGACUUCCACGUCAAGUGUCAGGCGUACAGGUGCGCGGUCGAAAACUACGCCGAGGUGCGCGACCAGGUCGCCGCCGUGGUCGCAGACUUCGGCCGACUGGACGUGAUGGUCGCGAAUUCGGGCAUUUCCCGACCGGCCGGGGGCAUCGACGACCCGGUCGAGAACUGGCACCAGGUCAUGGACGUGAACUUGCACGGCGCGUACUACUGUGCAAAAGUGGCGGGCGAGAUCUUCCGGCGACAGCGAAGCGGCAAUCUCAUCUUCACGGCCAGCAUGAGUGGGCAUAUCGCAAACACGCCGCAACAGCAGGCCUGCUACAACUCCAGCAAAGCGGCUGUAAUCCACCUUUCCAAGUCUCUCGCCGCCGAAUGGACCAGCUUCAACGCUCGCGUGAAUACCGUAAGCCCGGGAUACAUCGACACGGCCAUCUCGGGCGGUUGUUCUCGCGACAUGAAGGACCAGUGGCAUCGACUGACGCCGAUGCAUCGCGAAGCAGACGCAAAGGAGCUCAAGGGUGUAUAUCUGUGGCUAGCGAGUAACGCGAGCUCGUUUACCACGGGGACAGAUGUCGUGGUCGACGGGGGCUAUUGUUGCUGGUAA